AUGCUGCUAUUGUUACUGUUACACUUCAGUUCAAUUUAUAUACAUCUCAUCGCAGCCGAUAGUUAUGCCGAAGAGGGUGAUUUUCCCUUUGAAGUGGCCAUAGCCUAUCAGGGUGUAGAUAUUUGUGGUGGUGCCAUCGUUUCGGAAUAUCUAAUACUAACAGCCGCUCAUUGUAUAAGAUAUUUAGAGGCUAACGAAUUGGCUAUUUAUGCUGGUGUACACGAUUAUUAUGUAUUUCCACGUGGCCAUAAAUAUGAGGUAAAUUCUACUUAUAUACAUCCUCAGUAUGAUGCAUCAACCAGAGAUUAUGAUGUGGCUCUUGUAAGACUUAAGAACGCCUUAAAACUGAAAACGCCGGGUGUGGAUAGCAUUGAAAUUGUGACAACAAGUCAAGCCAACUAUGGUGGCAUACUGGCCACUUUGGUUUAUUGGGAACUUGAGCCGGGCACUAGACUGCUGUAUACCGAUAUUGAGCUGUGGAGCCAGAAACAGUGCACGGCCGGUAAUAUAUUUGGCGAUUUUGCAGCCAGCGUUGAUUUGCCACCACCAAAUAAUGGCAUCAUUUGCGCUGGCAUACCGGCGGGAUCGUGUAUAGGUGAUGAUGCCGGCUCUCUUGUUGUGAACCAUCAAUUGUGGGGUGUUGUAUCGUUGAAUAUAGAUUGUGAUUCGGAGGAUAAACCUUUGAUUUUAACGAAUUUAGCGUAUGUGAGAGAGUGGUUGGAUGAAUAUUAUUUAUAG
This is a messenger RNA of Calliphora vicina (urban bluebottle blowfly), 738 nucleotides long. Its product is annotated as hypodermin-A-like. Gene Ontology annotation, molecular function: serine-type endopeptidase activity. The record is from RefSeq and is a predicted model, not a curated record. The transcript has a single exon. Bases 1 to 738 code for a protein of 245 amino acids. Gene Ontology annotation, biological process: proteolysis. Lineage: Eukaryota; Metazoa; Arthropoda; Insecta; Diptera; Calliphoridae.